CACAGACAAGAGGUGCAUCCCGACCGACAUCAGCCCAGAGAGAGAGAGAGAGAGAGAGAGGCAGGCUCCAGUGGGAUAAAUCAGGUGAUCAAGCAGGACUUGAAAUUAAAACAAGGCAAGAGCAAGAGACAACCUCCUAGAAGCGCAGCCUUAAAAUGAAUUCGGACUCCAGCUCCUCCAGCAGAGCCUCCUCUCCAGACAUGGAUGGGAUGUACCUCCGCGAUCACCUCCAUCCCCAGGACGGACGUCUGAACUCGGUGUCCUCCACACAGAGCGAGCUGCUCCAGAAGAUGACGGGCGAGCACGGGGCCAAGUCGCCCUCCGGCAGCAAGUACAAGCUCAAGAAGCAGGUGACCGAGCAGGAGAUCCAGCACCUGCGCCUGAAGAUCAACGGCCGAGAGCGCAAGCGCAUGCACGACCUGAACCUGGCGAUGGACGGGCUCCGAGAGGUCAUGCCGUACGCGCACGGGCCCUCGGUGCGCAAGCUGUCCAAGAUCGCCACGCUCCUGCUGGCCAGAAACUACAUCCUGAUGCUGACGAGCUCGCUGGACGAGAUGAAGCGGCUGGUGGGUGAGAUCUACGGCGGCCACCACUCGGCGUUUCACUGCGGGUCGGUGAGCCACGGCGGCGCGCACUCGGCGCAUCAGGUGCAUCCUCUCCUCGGGAGCGCGCUGACCUCGUCCACCUCCUCGACGCUUUCCAGCGCUUUACCGGGACUUACCUCCAUCAGGGCGCCGCACUCUUUGAUGAAGAGCACCCCUGCCCCUCCGCUGCAGCUCGGGGGCUCGUUCCAGCACUGGGCGGGCUUGCCGUGCCCCUGCACGAUUUGCCAGGUGCCACCGCCUCCCCACCUGCCCAUCACCUCCACAGGACUGACGAGGCUUUCCACAGAGAACAAGGACGCGAUGAAGUGAACGUCACGGUGUAAACAGUGAACGGACCGGACUUUGCAUGAUCUGUCUGUCUGUCUGUCUGUCUGUCUGUUUGUUUGUUUGUUUUAGCCCUUACAAAUACACAACUUCGUCCUUGUAACAAGGAUGUCGUCGAUUGGUGUGUAAGGUAAACUUCUUUAUCGUUGUGGAGCACGUGCUGAAUAGGCUCCGCGCACAUUCACUGUAAAUGAGAGUAAAGUGAUCUAUUUGAGCUGGAUUCUGUGUGUUUGAAGUUGCCCUGGAAGCGCGAGCACUCCCCUCACAAACAUGUGCCGUGGUAACCAUACUGUCCGCCAAAAAACGCAGAGACAACGACCCGAGUUUCUACCGUUUCUACUUUAACGCGGGAUCUCCUACAAACGCUGUUAGAAGGAUCCUGGCGUCAUUGUCACAUAUUUACAUCAUUACUCUGGUGCUUCGGCUAUCCUGAAGGCUACUUGUUGAUCAUGUGAUGUGGAGAGUCGCGUGCAUGUAUCUUUUUUUACAAAGAUUAUGAAAAUAUGAAUCCCACAUGUUGAAAACAAGGAUUGUGAAAUGGCAUUUCGGAUGAAAACUGUACGACUAUGGAUUUAGUUCGCACUAGAGUGGUAUUAUUAUAUCUCUUUCGAUUUAUUUGUUAUUUUUCAUCUGGGCCUUCAGUCGUGUUAUUUCUGUGACGUAUCCUUAUUUGAAAUUUUUCGGCAUGGCAUCUUGUUCAAACAACUUAUAAGCAUGAUCUUUUUUUUCUUGGGAAAAUGUAGUUAUUCCAGAGAGAUUGCCGUGAUCUUUAUUUUUGUACAUUCUUGUUGACAAAUAAGAUAUUUAUUAUUGCCCAGUGUUCCUGGAUGAAAUUUCAAUAAAACUAUACUGUA
This is a messenger RNA of Carassius gibelio (silver crucian carp), 1783 nucleotides long. RefSeq names its product oligodendrocyte transcription factor 3-like. Bases 156 to 914 code for a protein of 252 amino acids. Gene Ontology annotation, molecular function: protein dimerization activity. The transcript has a single exon. The record is from RefSeq and is a predicted model, not a curated record. Lineage: Eukaryota; Metazoa; Chordata; Actinopteri; Cypriniformes; Cyprinidae.